Molecule: messenger RNA, 1005 nt
Organism: Populus nigra (black poplar)
Lineage: Eukaryota; Viridiplantae; Streptophyta; Magnoliopsida; Malpighiales; Salicaceae
Exons: 1
Coding region: 1-1005 (334 amino acids)
Source: RefSeq, a predicted model, not a curated record
AUGAUCCCAGCAUGUUUCAGCAAUCCCAGCACACUCUCGAGUACCUCUCAAGUGCCUCAAAAUCUCGUUACUUGCAUUUACCAAACUCAACUCUGCAACUCACCAACCUAUCUCACGCUCACUUGGUCAAAAUCUCUCUUCUCUCACUCCCUAACCAUCUACGCUGCUGAUUCUUUCUCCAUCACCAUCUCCUUAUACCCAUCAUCCUUUUCUUUCUUUAGAAACAAACCAGGCUCCAAAUCCCUCUACCUGACCCAGCACCAUCACCAAAGAAUCAAGCUUUACUGGGACUUUACUCGAGCUGAGUUCUCUCACAACUCGGCUGAGCCCGAAUCUCGCUUCUACAUUGCCAUCUCCUGCGAUGCAAGAUUAGAAUUCUUUCUUGGUGAUCUUUACUCCGAGCUGACUCGGAGAUCCGGGUUGGUCAUGACUCGCCAACUCGGUCAUGAGCCGGCUUUGUUGUCUCGGAGGGAGCAUGUGUUUGGACGCAAGAGCUAUGUGUCCAGGGCUAAUUUCUUGGGGUCCAAGCAUGAAAUUGGGAUAGAGUGUAGUGGGGGCAUGCUUGUAGUUAAAGUUGAUGGCGAAAUUAGUCUUGUUAUUAAGAGGCUGGCAUGGAAAUUUAGAGGCAAUGAGAGAAUUUAUGUUGGUGGGCUCGAAGUUGAGUUCUUUUGGGAUGUGUUCAAUUGGGUCAACAACAAUGGUCUUGGUGGUGGUGCUCAUGGUCACGGUGUGUUUAUUUUUCAAGUCGGUGAUGGUGGUGUAUGGCCUCAAAUGGCUGGUCCAGAGAAGAGAUUGAUGAGGAAGAGUAUGUCCAUGGUGGGCCCCACAUCGACUCCGCCGGCACUGUCGUUGUCAUCACCUUCCCCGUCGUGCUCUAGUGUGCUGCAAUGGGCGGAGGAGAGUAGUGAUUGUGGGAGAAGUUCAUGUUCUUCAUCUACUUCUAGGUCGUGUGGGAGCAAUAUCGGAGGGUUCUCUUUGUUGUUGUAUGCUUGGAGGAAGGACUGA